Gracilinanus agilis (Agile Gracile Mouse Opossum) is the source of this 1497-nucleotide messenger RNA. It is a transcript of the gene QPCT, whose product is annotated as glutaminyl-peptide cyclotransferase. NCBI's taxonomy places the organism in Eukaryota, Metazoa, Chordata, Mammalia, Didelphimorphia, Didelphidae. The transcript is spliced from 7 exons. Gene Ontology annotation, molecular function: zinc ion binding; glutaminyl-peptide cyclotransferase activity. The record is from RefSeq and is a predicted model, not a curated record. The coding region runs from base 1 to 1107 and encodes 368 amino acids.
AUGCUGGCCUCUGAGCGCAGGAAUGGGGCAGCAAAGCCUUGGCGUACAGCAAGAACUCUCUCCCUGCUAGUAGCAAUAGCCUCCCUUCUCCUUGAUGUGUGUGGGUCCAAAAGUAGUUCCACUCCCUGGACGCAGGAAAAGAAUCAACACCAACUGGCUAUUUUGAAUUCAACUGAUAUCCAGAAAAUUGCUGAAGGCACAAAUAUUUCUGAAAUGUGGCAAAAUGACUUAAAACCACUACUUAUCGAAAGAUAUCCAGGAUCUCCAGGAAGUUAUGCUGUUCGCCAGCACAUCAUGCAGAGAAUUCACAGACUCCAAGCCAACUGGAACUUAGAAGUGGAUACUUUCUUGAGUUACACACCCUAUGGAUACCGGACUUUUUCAAAUAUCAUCAGCACCCUCAAUCCCACUGCCAAACGCCACCUGGUACUUGCUUGCCACUAUGACUCUAAGUACUUUCCACAGCUGGGCAGCGGAAUAUUUGUGGGAGCCACAGAUUCAGCGGUACCCUGUGCAAUGUUGCUGGAGGUAGCCCGAGCUUUAGAUAAUCAACUCCUUUCCCUGAAGAACUCUUUAGACUCCAGAUCAGAUCUAUCUCUCCAGCUUAUUUUCUUUGAUGGGGAAGAAGCUUUUCUUCACUGGUCUCCUCAGGAUUCCCUCUACGGUUCUCGGCACUUAGCAGCAAAAAUGGAAUAUACUCCCCAUCCUCCUGGAGCAACAGAUACAAACCAGCUGCAUGGCAUUGAUUUGCUUAUAUUACUGGAUUUAAUAGGUGCUCCAAACCCAACCUUUCCUAGUUAUAGUCAAAAUCCUCCUAGAUGGUUUAAAAGACUUCAAGCAAUUGAAAAAACGCUACAUCAACUGGGUUUACUUCAGGAUCAUUCUUUGGAAAGACCAUAUUUCGAGAGUUAUAUGAGCCGAGAACAAAUCCAGGAUGACCAUAUUCCAUUUUUAAGAAGAGGUGUUCCAACCCUACAUUUGAUACCUUUCCCUUUCCCUGAUGUCUGGCACACCAUGGAUGACAAUGAAGAAAAUCUGGAUAAACCAACUAUUAACAAUCUCAACAAAAUCAUCCAAGUCUUUGUGUCAGAGUAUCUUCAUUUGUAAUGUUGUGCAAAUAUUAGGGGGGAUGGGGAUUAAUUACUUUGAAGGUGGUGUCAGACAUUUAUGUUCACUUUUAAGUUCUUACCUGAAGCAAGUUUUGUAUGGGCAAUUCUUAGAGAAACUUUUUCUAUAAAUGAUCUUGAAUGUGUAGUCCUUAAACCGUAGAAAGCUUCUGAAAAGUUCCUAAAAGAACCUUAUUCUUUUAUUUCCUCUUAGAGGCAAAAGCAUAAAACAUCCAAGGGAAGAUACCAAACAACUGCACCAAAUUAGGUGCCACACAUUUAGUUCCAAGGUCUAACAAAAACUUAAUGGUGAUGGGUAUGUGCAAUUUGUAGUAUUAGUUUUGUGAUUUUCCACACAUUGAAACUUACUUCCUUUAAGACAAAGUAGAGA